AUGAUUGCAGCUACCAGGCGUUGGCUCCGGCGCAAUCAGAACACGAUUUUGAUCGGUACCGGUGUUAUUGGAGCAGGCUACUGGGCUUUUCAAUAUGGAGUGGGCAAGAUCCGAGAGGCAAGAUUGCGGAUGAGCGAGGAGAAGAUUGCAAAGGAGAACCUACGACGACGAUUCGAGCAGAACCAAGAGGACUGCACAUAUACAGUACUCGCACUUCUACCUACCGUACGGGAUGAGAUCGUCGCAGCUCUACCCGUCGAGCAGAUCACCGAGCAGCUCCAACAGGAGAGACAGGAGCGAUUGAAAAGAGUAGGGGCUUCAGAUGCGGCGUCUUCGGAAUACCCUUCAGCUCCGCCGAGCACUGUCGACGACGAUGCCCGGAGUAUGGCAAGUAGCUACAUGCAUACAAGUCAGCUGGCUCAGAGCAGCGCGGAGGGGAGCAAUACCUCAAGACCGAGGCGAAGCAAAGCACAGCUUUGGCAGGACAUGAAGAUACACUCCAUCACUCGCGCGCUGACCCUCAUAUACACACUCUGUCUUUUGACGCUCCUCACUCGCAUCCAACUCAACCUGCUUGGCAGGAGGACAUACCUGUCUUCCGUCGUGGCCCUCGCUUCACCGCCAGCGAUCUCACAAUCAACGAUAUCCCUGGAGAACAAGGAUGACGACAAUUACGACAAUGUGUACGGCAACGAUUUCGAGACAAAUCGGAAAUAUCUCACAUUCAGCUGGUGGCUAUUACAUCGGGGAAGCAAGCAGAUCAUGGAAAGGGUCAUGGCAGCCGUGAAAGACGUGUUUGGAGGAGUGAAUAUUCGUGAGGACAUCUCGCUCGAGCGACUUGCAGAUCUAAUCAUGCAAGUCCGGCGGAAAGUGGAAGGAGAGACCGAAGAGGAGCGAAGAAGCAUGAAAUGGCUGGCAUAUCUUCUCCCACCCCAGGAGGAAGAGACUUUUGUUAUUCGGCAGUCUGGGAUGUCCGAGAGCGACGAGUCGCCAUCGCCGGAGCGGCAGAACUCAGAUCCGAUCGGCGAAGAGUUGAUCAAUGCAUCGCUCCGCCGGUUGUUGGACGAGACGUCGGAUCUGAUCGAUUCACCAACCUUUUCCUUCGUCCUGACUCGUCUGCUAGACGCAGGAUUCUCACACCUCGUCGACUUCCGGAUAGCGACCGAGGCGUUCAAAGCUCCAGGCCCAUCGGCACCAGGCUCUGAGGCUCGCAUUGUGGAGAUACCCGAUACCAAGUGCAAGGUUGCACAUAUUCUCCCCGUUUUCUGCAAGCAAGCUCACAUCAUCUCGAGUGGCAGUGGCGAGCUGGAUGCCAUCGCUGGUGUUGCCGCACAGGAGUCUCUGGGCAAUGAAUAUCUCGCUGCCGUCGACCAGGUUAGCGACCUCGGAGCCUUCGCAGCCGUGAUAUACUCCAGCAAUUUCGAAUACGAGCUUCCUGAAGCAGAAUCGCUCCCGCAGUCCAGCUCUCCGCGCCGUUCGAGAUCUACUAGAAGUCCCGAGCUAUCGCCUGAUUAUGACGAGGUACUGGAGCUCGCAGGAGACAGUUUGCUUGAGGAGAGUGAUGUGCUCGUCCUCAAUCAGGGACAGGAGGCAGUGACGCCGGACGUCGCGGACGGAAUGCCGGGCAGCUUGGAGGCCACGUGGCAGAAGGCCACCUCUUCUGCGGACGGCGAGGAUGCAAUCACCUCUGCAGUGGCGGAAGAAGCGCAACUCCCUGUUCCAAUAAGCGAUGAGCCGAUCGUCAGCGAGAAGUCGGCAGAAGAAAGCACUUGAAGCCUUCGGUGAGUCCUGCUCCAUGUUGAAUAGUGCUUGCUCAGCCACGGCGAAGAUAGGAGCUCUUGUCUCCCUACAUCGAUGAAAUUUU
This is a messenger RNA of Zymoseptoria tritici IPO323, 1864 nucleotides long. RefSeq lists its product as uncharacterized. Gene Ontology annotation, molecular function: protein-macromolecule adaptor activity. Gene Ontology annotation, cellular component: peroxisomal membrane. Gene Ontology annotation, biological process: protein import into peroxisome membrane. The coding region runs from base 1 to 1773 and encodes 590 amino acids. Lineage: Eukaryota; Fungi; Ascomycota; Dothideomycetes; Mycosphaerellales; Mycosphaerellaceae. The record is from RefSeq and is a predicted model, not a curated record. The transcript has 2 exons.